AUGGGGCGGUGGAGGUCCAGUCUUGAAGAUACCCGCAGGGUGUGCACCUCCCCUCCCAGCGCAUCCCCCCUCAACCCGCCGCCGACUUGCUUAUUCUAUCAAGCGUGGUCACACACGCGCGCGCCGUACGUACACAACGCACACGUGCACAUGGCAUUAUACGGCCGGCCACCACUCCACUAUGUCAAUACAAUACGGUCUCUUCAGCUGGACUUAGAUUAUUUAGAAAGCACUUGUAACGUUCAUAUAAGAAGCGCCGCGGAAGACGUUUUCCACGUCACAAUGGCCGGUACGUGUCGGCUGAAGCUAAGACGGGAUACGCUGGAAAAGAUUAAGAUCCUAAAAAAACAGCGUCCAGCCGUAUCAACAUUUUAUAUUCUUAUACUAAGACUGAAU
Iphiclides podalirius (scarce swallowtail) is the source of this 396-nucleotide messenger RNA. The record is from the annotation of a GenBank genome assembly. NCBI's taxonomy places the organism in Eukaryota, Metazoa, Arthropoda, Insecta, Lepidoptera, Papilionidae.